Sinocyclocheilus rhinocerous is the source of this 8355-nucleotide messenger RNA. RefSeq names its product SET domain containing 1B, histone lysine methyltransferase a (gene setd1ba). The transcript has 19 exons. Lineage: Eukaryota; Metazoa; Chordata; Actinopteri; Cypriniformes; Cyprinidae. Gene Ontology annotation, molecular function: RNA binding; protein binding; histone H3K4 methyltransferase activity. The coding region runs from base 847 to 5997 and encodes 1716 amino acids. The record is from RefSeq and is a predicted model, not a curated record. Gene Ontology annotation, cellular component: Set1C/COMPASS complex.
UUCUUCAUCGUUUAGGCCUGAUAGAAUUAUUUCAACAAAAUGUUAAGGAAGAACUGAAGGCUGUGCUUCUAAUAGCUGAAUCUACCAUGGCGCUUCAAUCUGAUUGGCCAGAGAGGGAACUGCUGUUAACCAGCCAAUUGCCCAAGCACCGCAGAAUAUCAAACAAUGUUGGGAAUGGUGGAAUGGAUUGAGACAUGUAUCACAACUAGUGUCAGUACAAUACAAAAACUAACAUUAGAUGUUUAAACACAAUAAUAACCACUUUAUUUUUUUUGUUUAUAUAGGGUGAACCCUCGUGAAAGUAAAUUUUACAGGCACAUUCUGAAUGCAAGGCUUAAGAUAUAUUCCGGAAUAAAUGUUUAAAUGAAAACAAAACCGCAGUUCGUUUCUAAACCAAAUUAUUUGGGCUUUCAGCGCGUGUCCCAAUUCAUUUUUAACAGCCUUCCCCAGCGUUGCUCCUCCAUGUCCAUCUUGUAUUUAACGUCCACGUAAAUCUAUCGCGCAGAUUCAACGCGUUCAAAACGUUCACUUUCCUGCUAGAAAUGCAAGAUAUGUUCACUACAUACUCGUUUAUCGCGCAUAACUCCAUUUGUACGUGUUUUUGACAGCCGCACAAAAAUACCGCUUUAGCCUGAGCAUUAAAAACAAUAAAUCGAAAGUGCGUGUCGAAUGUGCCGGAGGGUUGAGAUAGUGGUGUAUUGUGGGAGAGACAGAAACCCCAGACUAGAGGCACACAAUAUGUGUUGGCUCGCAAAAAGGAGGCAGUAUCUUUAAAAUCAUGUAAUGUGAUCGGCGAAACGUUCAAGAUCUAGCCAUUUUAUAUUAAACUACUCGAUCGGGCACAAAAUGUCCAGACCUGGAGAAAGAAAUAAGCUAAAUGAAGAUCACGGUAGAAGACAGAGUUCAAGUUUGGCGAACGGAAUGGAGAACAGCCAUCCUAUCUGCAGUUCGGGAGAGAAACGAAGUCAUCAUUGGAGAAGUUACAAGUUGAUUAUUGACCCAGCGUUGAAAAAGGGAUCGCACAAACUGUAUCGCUACGAUGGACAGAACUUCAGCCUGCCGAACCCCGGCAUGCCACCAGUGGACAACGUCCGAGACCCGAGAAUCGGUCGUAUGUGGACUAAGUACAAGGAGACUGAUCUCCCGGUUCCUAAAUUUAAGAUCGAUGAGUGUUACAUCGGUCGCGUGCCCCCGAAGGAGGUCACGUUCGCCAAGCUCAACGACAACGUCAGAGAGGGAUUCCUCACCGACAUGUGCAAGAAGUUCGGCGAUAUUGAGGAGGUGGAAAUUCUGUACAAUCCGAAGAACAAAAAACAUCUCGGAAUUGCUAAAGUUGUAUUCGGAGCCGUCAAGGCGGCGAAGGAUGCUGUCCAGAACUUGCACAACACGUCUGUCAUGGGCAACAUCAUCCACGUGGAGUUGGACCCUAAAGGUGAACAUCGCCAAAGGUACUUCCAGCGUCUGAUCAAUGGAAGUUAUACUCCGCUCACUCUUCCAGUUGGUGGUGAAGAGGCCUGUGAAGUUUCUCCACGCAGCUUGGCUGAAGCCCUGCUGCCCUUGCGAAGACUGUCCGAAGGCAGUUCUUCUGCAGUCGGAGGCACGGCCACGCCAGGCGGCACCAACACCCCCAUGUCCCUGGAUACGGCCUACUCCAGCCUAAGGCAGGAUACGCCACAGUCCCAGGGUACCCCACACACCCCGCGUCCAUCGGGCACCCCGUUCUCUCAGGACUCCAGCUAUUCCAGCAGGCAGGGCACUCCGGCGUUCCAGUCGAACCGUGCUGAAUCUUCGGGAGGCUACAAGUCGAGACGGCAUGAAACCAAAUUCCAGGAUGCCUACAACCGAAGACCGGAGAGGCACUACGUCCACGGUACAGGAGGAGGGGCACAUCGUGGCAAUGCAGAGCAACCGCCCAGUUUUAAGCAACAUCAGCCCCCCGAGCCACCGUCGCCUGCUUUUGCGCACACGCCGCCGCCACCAGCCAGUGCAAAUUUCAAGAAUGCUUUCUCUCCUUAUCAGCCCCCAAUGCCCCCAGUGUACCCUCACACAGAGCCCUCCUUCCACCAACCCGUUCAGCGGGAAGUGGAUUAUAGGAGACCGCCUCAAGCCCCGCCACCCCCGAGCACCGACUUCAUGCCCGUCAGAGACAGGCCCGCAACGCCGCCAAUCCCCGAGCCGCCACCCCCUGCUCCAGAAGCGGGUGGCCAUCAGUCGUCAGGUGAAGACAUGGAGAUUUCCGAUGAUGAGAUGCCUGGCACACCGAUCGCUAGCGGGGACUGUGCCAAAAACAUUGUUGUCAACUCUGCGAUGUCUCCGAUGCAGACCAUUCCCAUGCCCCCGCCAGGGUUCCCCCCACUGCCCCAUCCACAGGCUGGCUUCCCACUGCCGCUGCAUCCUCUUCCAACUGUACCACACCUGGCUGGCCCCCAUCCGAUGCUACACCCAUUGCACCCUUAUCCCCCUGGCAUGAUGCCCAUUAUGCAGAUGGACCUGAUGAGCUCCUUACCACAGUGGGGCAGCAUUCACAUGUCCUUCCAGAUGCAAACUCAGAUGUUAAGUCGCAUGGCGCAGAGCCAGCGGCCGUACCCUUACCCUCACUUCAUCAGCGGGGCUGCUGCAAGUGCCGGUGCUGCUGCCGCCGCAGCCAUGCAGUUUGGCAGCCCGUAUCCGCCUCUGUCUAUGGUUGGUGCACCUGCAGGCACUGUGGGUCACGGGCAACCCUGGCCCUUACCCAACAUGCCCAAGUUCAACCCUGCUGUUCCCCCUCCAGGCUAUGAGCCCCAAAAGGAAGACCCACACAAAGCCACUGUGGAUGGAGUUCUUAUGGUUAUCGUCAAGGAGCUGAAGGCCAUCAUGAAAAGAGAUCUCAACCGAAAGAUGGUGGAGGUGGUGGCUUUCAGGGCAUUUGAUGAGUGGUGGGACAAACAGGAGCGUUCGGCUAAGGCUACGCUUACACCUGUGAAGACAGGUGAGGGCAAAGAUGAGGAAAAAGAACGGGCCAAACCCAAAGAGACUAUAUCCUCUAGCUUACUGGAAAACUGGACCAAGGUGGAGGGUCUGGGCUUCGAGGGAAUGGGACUCAGCAUAGGCCUGCGCGGUGCCAUCCGAUUACCAUCCUUCAAGGUUAAGAGGAAACAGCCCCCUGAGCCAACAUCUACUAAUGACAAUAAGAGGGUGCGACCAUCCACACCUGUCGACGAUGAGCUGGAAGAUGAAGAGUCAGAAAGAACAGAUCUUCGCACAGACGGUUCCAGAACAGAUGGUGGUGGUUCUUCUGCCAAGCGAAGACCAGCCAGACCUCUGGAGCUGGACAGCGAAGGCGAGGAGGAGGAGGAAACCUCUGGCAAAGAGGAGUCAUCGCUUUCAGACCAUGAAGAGGAGCCAGUGGAAGAUGCCUCUGAGAGGUUGUCCUCUGGCAUGGAUAUGGAGGACAAGGAAGAUGAUGAAAAGAAAAGCGAAUCAGACUCCAGUGAGAGUGAAUCAUCGGACUCAUCGGAUGACGAAUCUUCUAGCUCAUCUUCCUCUUCCAAAUCUGAUUCCGAUUCUUCUGGGAGCGAGAGCUCGUCUGACUACGAAUCAAGUUCAGGGGAGGAAGAGGAGGAAGAAGAAGAGCAGGCAGUGGCAAUGGAUGAUGAAGAUGAAGACGAUGCACAAACCUCAUCGACGUCCUCAUCUUCCUCAUCCUCGUCUUCUGAAGUGGAGGAUGUUGACAUAAAAGCUCCUAGUACCCCCACAGGACCACCACCAGAAGAGGAACCAAAUGAGUUGGGCAGGCUGGAAGCGUUAGAUGAAGCAGAAAUCGAUCACAAACAUACUGCAGUGAGCUCAAUCAAGCCUGGAGUUGAAGACGUGUGGACUCCAUCUCCCAAAGGAUUGCCAGCUGAUGAACCCGAUAUUGAUUUGGCGGUCAGUAUUCCAGUGCCCAAAGCUGAAGCUACCCUGGAGGAUGUUAGUAGCUUGCGGCCACCCACCCCAACAGGUUCGUUUGCAGACACUGAUCAGGACACCCGACCAAAGAUCCCUGCUGAAGACUUUCCCCGUACCCCCGGUCGUGAUGGCCCGGUUCCCCUAGAAUCAGAGGCUGGAAUCCCUCGUUCUCUUCCUAUGCCCUCAAUGCACCUUCCUCUUCCCCCCAGUCAUGCCCUUAAAGCUCGAUCCCUUCUGCCGCCUCCCGAAGCUUUGCCGGAUAUGCCUAUCCGUGGGCGGUUGCCUACGGAAGAGGACAUCCCACGCACACCGGGGAGAGAUCUUAUGGACAGACCCCGGGGCUUGGGCAAGUCUCAGAGCACUGAUACGGUUCCUGGCACACCAGGUAGCGACACGCCGCUAACAGGUAACAGCUUGAGCUCGCCACAUAUUCCCGGCAGCCCUUUCUCUUACCCCGCUCAAUCCCCUGUCCUCAGCGCUGGUAUCCCUCGGACUCCGGGUAGAGAUCUUACUUUCACCCCAGCUUUCCCUGACUCUGCUGCUUUAUCUGCAGGCCUUCCCAUGCACAGGAAGGCCUCGUCUGAGAGCUUGGAGGAGAAGUCUCUCUUUAAAGAGCCUCUACUCAGCGCCUCUCCCCAGGCCAGCCUACAGCCUAACAAUGCAGUUUCUUCCCCAUUCCCUGGUCCUCCCCUUCCUGCUGCUUCACUUCAGGAACCACCUCUGCCUCCCCAAGGCUCCUCUCCCACUUCUGUUGAGACUUCCUCUCCUGCUGCUCCAAAAGACCUUCCUGUUCCAAUGAUAGAUGUUCCUGUGCCCUUAGAUACUACUCCAAGCAAGAGGAAAGCGGGACGCCCCAAGUCUAAAAAGGUACCUGUGGAGACCCCUCCAGAUUCUGAAGAGCCUCCAGCUCCAAUGGUGGCCUCAUCACCUCCAGAUCUACCAGUAAAUGAUCUGUACCCAGACCACCCUUCAGAGACCUUCAAAAGAGAAGAUGGUGACUCAACAGCAUUGGAGGAAGAGGAAAACCAAACCCAGACAGUCAUACCUGAGGUGGAAGACAGGUUGUCUUACGUCGAGGAACCUGUUCAGAAGACGCGCCGACAAAGGCGGGGCUGGCAAGAGUUGUUGUUGUCCAUGCACUCCCCUGUGACAUCACCGCUCCGCCCCAGCUUCCUACCCCGCUCAGAUUUUGAGGAGAUGACCAUCUUGUAUGACAUCUGGAAUGACGGCAUUGAUGAGGAGGACAUCCGCUACCUUAAGAUAACUUACGACAAGAUGCUGCAGCAGGACAAUGGCAACGACUGGCUCAACGACACCCUCUGGGUCCACCAUCCUCCUACCAACAUGGGCAACACAUCAGGGCUGAAGAAAAAGCGGAAAGAGGACGGUAUACGCGACCAUGUCACCGGCUGCGCCCGCAGCGAGGGCUACUACAAAAUCGACAAGAAAGACAAAAUGAAGUACCUGAAUAGCUCACGCCUGCAGUCUGAAGAGCCUGAUGUGGACACUCAGGGGAAGAGUAUUCCAGCUCAGCCCCAAGCGUCCACUAGGGCAGGUUCAGAGCGGCGGUCUGAACAGCGCCGCCUGCUGUCGUCCUUCAGCUGCGACAGUGACCUCCUCAAAUUCAACCAGCUCAAGUUCCGUAAAAAGAAGAUCCGGUUCUGUAAAAGUCACAUUCAUGACUGGGGAUUGUUCGCCAUGGAACCUAUUGCUGCUGAUGAGAUGGUAAUCGAAUAUGUCGGCCAGAAUAUCCGGCAGGUUAUCGCAGACAUGCGAGAGAAGCGCUACGAGGAUAAAGGCAUCGGCAGUAGCUACAUGUUCCGUGUGGAUCACGAUACCAUUAUAGACGCAACCAAAUGUGGCAACUUCGCCCGCUUCAUCAAUCACAGUUGCAAUCCAAACUGUUAUGCCAAGGUCAUCACUGUGGAAUCGCAGAAAAAGAUCGUCAUCUACUCCCGGCAGCCAAUAAAUGUUAAUGAGGAGAUCACCUAUGACUACAAGUUCCCCAUCGAGGACGAAAAGAUACCGUGCCUCUGUGGCGCAGAGAACUGCAGGGGAACCUUAAACUAACCCCAACGGGUAGGUGAGAACUUUCUUAAAAACAUGCACUGCCCAACAACAAGCCCAGACGCCCCGUCUUCUGGAUCUACAGAGGAAAUAGUGGGUGAAAUCCAACACAUCCACUGGAUAUAUCGUGCAGCUAAGUGUCUGGGACUUCGUUUUUGUACUUUUUUAUGAUUGUUUACAAAUUACAGGUGCUCUUUCAAGCAUAAAAAAUGAGUUUUCUACCACUCUUCCAUUGACCUCUAUGGAACUGGACUUAUUUUUCCCCCUAAAUGUUUGGGCACUCACUUUGUCGUCUGCCCAUUUGGCACAGUUUGUCUUUGCCGUGGAGUCCCCUUUUCCUCUGUGGUUUGGUUAUGGAGAGACCUCCCCGUCCUUGAACUCGGACUCAAAACACUUUAAGCUGCUCACAUCUGUCCCACACGCACAAAAUUCAGUUUCAAAAAAGCUUUGUUCAGGUUUUUUGUCCUUGUCCUUCGAGUCCGACUUGUAUGAAGUUUAGUUUAUUAUCGGACUUCACUGUAACAAGCCCACAAGGUUUAGCAUUCAUCGUGACACUAACCAUUGCUGGGGGAAUUGGGUCAGUUGUCUUCAAUUUGCAGAACAUUCAACAAAUGCACACCUGCGCUGGCCACAAAACAAAUCAGUAGAAAAGAUCCACAGCUCAGGCAAAUUUACACAAAGCGAAACGCUCCUACGGUAUUUCAGCUAGCGCUGCAUGUGGCACCUACAGACUGGACCUUUUUUAAAGGAUCAAAACCAACAAUACACUACACUUUAUUCUUUCAUUUAUUCAAGCCAUUUUUUACAACAGUCUCUGUGAAUAUUGGAUUUGAGCGUGUCUGCUGCCCUCUAGCUUUUGUAAGGUGUAAAGGCAGAAAGCUGCUUGUUUUCAAUCAGAUUCCACUUUAAAGCUGUACAGCUUAGUAUUAACUCUGCGUUUGUCACGUCAGCUCACUAUUUCAGCAGAUGAACAUGCAGAUGUCCAAUUGGCUUCAUGCAUAUUCAGUCACUAGUGCUGAAUUUUCUAUUACGGAGCGAAUCUCACCAAUAUGAUGCUGCUAUUCUGCAAACAUAUGUCCCGGAUUUUCUCCACCAGUUCACUUUAAGAAGCAAAAUCCACCUGCACUGGUUUCAGCAUGGGUUUUCAUAGUAUUAGGAGUUCUCUGUGAGUGCGGUAACUGGUGCACAGCACUGAUGCUUUUCAAAAAGCUUGUCUAGGCACCAAUUCCACUAAUAAAUCUAAUCUAAGUAGAUGCACCGAUGUUUAGGAUAUCAGACCCUGGAGUAUUAGGUCCGUCGACCUGAAAACGUCAGCAGUGGACCCAGAAAAUCAAGUACAAGUCGAAUGCAGUGCCAAAUUUGUACUUUAAUGUGUCACAACUCCAAAGACAAACCUUCUUCCAUUUGUCUCCUCCUAUGUGUGUGUGUUUGUACGAAUGACCUAAGUUCACUGGUACUUUGGGCGACCCUUUUGAGGUCCUUCUGCAUUUUGCUCAGUAUUUAAUCAUCAAAAAGUUUGAAAAGCUAUUACAGCCUCAUUCAGCCAAAUUUCCCUUUGAAAGCAGAAGACUUUCUGAUCUGCAAGGCAGCGUGGUCACUUGCUUUUCUUUGUGAUUUGGUUAUGUUUAUAAAUGCACUAGAGGCUUCCAACCCCCAUCAAGCCAAAUGGCACUCACAAGACCAAGCUAUGAAACGUGUCCUUUACAUUAGUUCACUCACAGGGUAAGGUCUCCCAGCUUUUUGUUGUUUUUCUUUUUAAAUAUGUUUAUAUUGUACAGGAUAAUAAUGGUUUGUAUAGAGGGACGAGGCUUUUUUAAUCACGAUGGGGAGUGAUGAUGCAUCAUUCUGCUUUUAUGAGCGACAAAUGGAGUAUUUAAAAUGAAUAUUUUUCAGGAAUCAUUAUAUGAAAAAGGGGUUGAAUAGCUAAUUUAAAGAAAAUUAUACAUCUUGUACAUAAAACAGAUUUGUACUUCCUUUUGAAAGAUUGUUUCUUGUAGAAACGUCUUUUUUUUUCUGCCCAUUUUCCUUUGGAUUCUUAUGUGUAAAUACUUUAACUGUGAAUAUAUAAAUAUAAAUAUAUAUAUUUUUGUUCCUGAGGAUUUGCUACAGCGUCACGGCUCAGAAAGGUCUAUCUGACAGUGAGUACAGAGAGCUGCUGGCAGUAUUUUCAGCUUGUGUCAAGCUUUAUUUUUUAUUUUUGGUUGUAAAUUCUAUGAAAAUCUGUUUGCAGUGUGGGGGAAAAGCAUUAUCAUUCAGAAAUGGCAAGGGACAUUGGCGAAAUCGACCUUUAGCCCCUGUCUAUUUAUUAUACCACAAAUGUAUGGAAAAAAGAUCAUGGAAAAAUAAAGGAUUUUUUUUUCA